Molecule: messenger RNA, 2086 nt
Organism: Paramuricea clavata
Lineage: Eukaryota; Metazoa; Cnidaria; Anthozoa; Malacalcyonacea; Plexauridae
Source: the annotation of a GenBank genome assembly
AUGCCUACCUACGGAACAAUGCUGCUGGUUCCGACGGUAUUUGUCGUGUUGGUCAUUGCUGGUUUUGAGUAUUAUUAUUUUAAAUCGACACCGUUUAUUAAUGGGCGUUCAGAUGCUGUCAUAGCUGACGUUGGUAAGUCCGUUCACACAACAUUCACACUACACCGAAGCGUUCUAAAACGGCGUAAAAAUGUCACAAUUAUCCGUCGCGUCCACACUACGCCGAAGCGACGUUGUCUGAAAUUAAAACGUCACUUUUGCCGCAACAAUUUGAGCACGGUUUCUGGCGCGGAGCGAAUUGAAAACGAAGCACUUGCAUGCCGACGUCGUGUGAACACAAACGCCGUCACUUUUUUUGCGCCGCUUGCACCAAGGAUCUGAAGUCUCAAAACAGUAAAUUCGAAAUGCUUUUCGUGUAAAUUUCUUUGCUCUAUUUGAGAUAUUUUGGCUUUAAAUGAGUGCUAGUUUAUUUUGUAAACAACUGAACUGCAACGGCGUAGCUAGUGUGAACACACGUAAAUUCUGGCGGCACUGUUUCGCUCCAGGUUAGUGUGAACGCGUAGUCUAAAAAUAUUUUACAUCGAAUGCUAUUAGAUAUUUGGGUUAUCUCGAUGAAAUUUGACACAUAUAUACAGUCUUGCAGUUGGUUUGAGGUAAUUUCGAUUCAUAAACAUUAGUUAAUCAGGUGUUGUAGUCAAAUAACCACCGUUUGAGCAACGACAAUGAAGUUAGGCGGUUAUAGAAAUAGGUAUGGAGGUGUUUCACUUUGUGCUGGUUCUUAUACAUAAAAAACUGUUUUGGAAGGUCCUGACGCAGAGCUAAAGCUUUAAAGGUUUAAAUGAACCUGCAGCUUUCAAAAAUUCUUCAAUAGCAAAACCAGUAUACAGUCUUGAACAGAUAAUAAUCAGUUGCACAAUUAAAUGCUUUAGUUUUAUUUUAAAAUAUGAGAGUCUGGUUGAAUAACAUAUUAUACCAACAAAUUAUUAAUUUUGUUAUAUACAGUUCUCUUGACCAAUUCACAAUUGGGCAUCACAAAACUAAAAGUCGAUAUUGACUUCACUAUGUGACUACUUACCCUCCAGCUAUUCAAAAACAGCAUUGACACUCAAGAGAAGCUCAGAUUGAACCUCCACUCAUUGAGUGUGAGUGAGCUUUUAGAAUACGGGCGUUAGUCAUGCAUGAAAAUUAAAAAUCAAUAUAAUCUCGAAUAUAUAAUACCAUUAACUCUCUUUUUAAGGCGGAAAAGGACAGCAAGAAGAGGUUGGAGUCGAUCAAUAGAGUUUGCAGAAAACGUAACGUAACAAAUUUAGUGAAACCGAUAAAUGAUCGCAGAGAGAGAGAGAAGGCACGGCGAAGAAACACCUUGUUUGAACAUUUGGUUGUGAACGAAAAAUACAAAGUUAUUUAUUGCUAUCUACCUAAAGUUAGUACAACCAACAUGAAGAGGAUAUUCCUGGUUUUGGAAGGAUUGUAUUCAAGUAUUAGUCAAGUCGAGAUGCUGGAUCGUCAAUUAAUACGUUUGAAUAAUCCAAAGUUCACUGAAGAACAACGACAGUAUAUGCUUAAGAAUUUCUACAAGUUCACAAUUGUACGAGAUCCUUUCGAACGGUUCGUGUCUGCGUUCCUACAUAAAUUCCGACGUUACAGUGAAGUCACAAUUUUUGCAUCCCUUGGAAAACGGAAUACAAAUAAUACAAAAACACCUAUAGCAGGACGUAAUGUAAGCUUCACGGAGUUCGCACUCAAUGCGAUUAACAAUCCGCCUUGGAUGCUGAACAUGCAUUGGAUGCCAUAUGAAGACCUAUGCCAUCCUUGUCAUGUGAAAUAUGACUUCAUCGGCUCUAUCGACAAUCUUGAUCGAGAUGUGACCCAUGCCAUGAGACAGAUACAUGCAAAUGAAACCAAGCAUCACGUGAUACGCGACAGCCGUGCACGAACCAAAACAAAACAAACAACAGCAGAUUUCCUAAAAGAACUUUCCAGAGAGUACUUUGAUCAACUGUUGGCUGUUUAUAAAACAGACCACGAGUUAUUUGGUUAUCCUCUGCCCAAAUACGACACAUUGGAUAAGCGCUACCCCGCCUGA